Chondrus crispus (carragheen) is the source of this 1573-nucleotide messenger RNA. RefSeq lists its product as hypothetical. Lineage: Eukaryota; Rhodophyta; Florideophyceae; Gigartinales; Gigartinaceae. Bases 1 to 1122 code for a protein of 373 amino acids. The transcript has 2 exons. The record is from RefSeq and is a predicted model, not a curated record.
AUGACGUCAGCCCCGCUGUUGUCGUCCGGCAUCCCCUCUCCCCAACAUUACAAAUUCGCUACAUGUUCCAAAUCCUGGCUUUCUUUGUCACCGAAAGCUUCAACCACACCAACUGGACAUAUGGGCGACGUUGAACUUAGGUCCCUUCCCAGGGGUGCAUCCGAUACUCGCUACAGACUCAGUCUUGGCAUGGUCGUGAUGCCAGAUGUGCGAGACGACAAUGCCUGGAACACAAUCGUUGAAAAUGGAAUUCCUCAUUACGACCAAUGGUCGUCUCAAGGCGUCGUGUCGAACGAAACGCGUUCUUUUGCAUUAUCUUACAAGCACACAGAACACGACUUCGGAAAACUAUCGCAUGAACAGGCUAACGAAUUGCGUCGUGUUCUGACGAAACUCGUUGGCACUGGUCCGAACAAAUCCGUACUUUGGGUAGACAGUAUGUACAUGAUGCGGGAGGGGAUGGGUUUGCAAGAUUUUAGUUCCAGGUGGGUCCAAUAUGGACUUCAGCCGUACUGUUCUUUACCAGUCAUCAGACUUGCUCCUCAGUGGGAUAACGUGCACCCCGAUUCUAACAAACGAAGUGCGUGGCUAUGGCUGGAGCGGACUCUAGGUAAGCGCAACAAAGGAGUGCAUUCUGCAGAAGGUUUCGAGAAGGUGUCCAGUGCAGGAUUGAGCGUAAAGGACGCACUGGGGCUUUGGUUGGAUGUUGAUAGCGAAUAUGGAUUCCGGCGCUCUGACGAGGAAGUUGUUCGGGCAGAGAUUGAUGGGAGGUCCCUCGAUGCAUCAGCAACUUUUUUGUGUCCCGGAAGGACCUCUUGUAUUGCUUAUAUGCUUGAAAAGCAGAACAGUCCAUGCGGAGGGACAUCGCCUGAGUGCGUUCAACUUGCAAAGUCUACUAACGGAUCCUAUCUGCUGAAGCAGGGUAAGUUGAUCCUUUCCACAGUAGGACGAAUUGCGCAUUGUGUACUAAAUGUGAUUGAACAAAGUGAUGAAAAAGGCGAUGUCUUCCUCCAACGACAGGAUUUGUCGAGGGAAGAAUUGCAAGAAUUCACCAAGGUUCUGGCAUCAGGAAAGCUUCCUUUCAAAAAUGUCCGCUGGCUUGGUCUCGACCGCUUUCAGUAAUUUCGUCAUGUGUCGGAUUCUACAAUUCAGGAGUGUCAACGCUCGGCUCGACAAUAUGGAAUACUUUCGUUACGUCCCCGCUAUGCAUCAGAACCGCCGCUCUUCGUGGUAAGGAUGUCCUCAACUGCAUUUUGUAGCAUCCAGGCAUACCAUCGCCGCACACCUGGCUGUUUUCAGUUUCAGGCCCUUGCGAUGUAGUUUUCGUCGCAGUCGGUCCCGGCAGUCGGUCCCGGCAGUCGGUCCCGGUGGCAUCCACUCAUCCCCUCUACCGUACCUUCGGAAUGUUACUCCCGAUCCAUUCCUGUACACCGAAGCGCAUAUUGUUCACGGUGGAGUAGUUUGUUAAAAAAAUUGCCGACGGUUCUUGAUCUCGAUACUAAACGUUGCCAUGAAUAGGGCGCCCUCCAUUUCGAGCUUCCUGUACUGUUGCUCGUUGGACCAAUAUCUGCAA